This is a messenger RNA of Megalopta genalis, 1615 nucleotides long. RefSeq names its product unconventional prefoldin RPB5 interactor (gene uri). The record is from RefSeq and is a predicted model, not a curated record. Lineage: Eukaryota; Metazoa; Arthropoda; Insecta; Hymenoptera; Halictidae. Gene Ontology annotation, molecular function: transcription corepressor activity; phosphatase inhibitor activity; chromatin binding. Gene Ontology annotation, biological process: negative regulation of phosphatase activity; negative regulation of transcription by RNA polymerase II.
GCUGCACGCUAUAUGACAUUAUGUGCAAUUUCAAAUUUUGAAAUGGAUUUUAUUUUUUGUAUACUUACUAAAAUAAUUACUCCUUCGCACCUCCGUAUUUUUAAUAAGUAUUGUUAAGAGAUAUUACUUUAAUGAUGACUGGUGAAAAUGAACGUGGACUUCUGGAUGAUGUUCUCUCAAAGGGAAUACAACGUAAUGAAGAACAACGUAAGAUAUGGGCAAACUAUCGGCAAGGUCAUGAGAAAGUUGCAGAGGCGUUACUUACAUUUCGAAAAGAUUUAUCGGUAAAUUGUAUGGUACCGAUAGGGAGAGGAGCAUUGAUGAAAGGAAAGUUAAUUCAUACUAAUGAAGUGCUCGCUUGUCUUGGUGAUGGAUAUUUUGCCAAGUACAGUGCCGAAGGUGCAACAGCACUUUGUGAAAGAAGAAUAAAACAUGCUGAAGAAAUGUUAAAAAAUUUAAGCGGUGAAAGAGACUUGUACGAGACCAGAAUAAUGGCACUAGAGAAUGAUCUUUUCGGAGAUUGUGCUGGUAGUGAAAUUGUAGAACACUGGAACGAGGAGAAAAUUGAGGAAUGGAAAGUGAAACAUAGAGAGAGGGAGAAGGAAUACCAUCAGAAAUUAGCUAAACUUAAACAAGACGAAAAACCGAAAAUUGAAACAGAGGAGGAUCUGUUUCACAGACUUGAUCAGCUUGAACUAGAAGAGGAGUUAGCAGACGAAUUUAAUAGAUUGGAAGGUGAACACUAUGAACUUUUUGGGGAAGAGUUAGAAGAAUAUUCCUAUGAAUCAGGGAGUUCAUCUGAAAGUGAGGAAGAUGAUUCUGAAGAAGAGAGUCAACAGAACAAAAAAGAAGUAAAAGGGAAGCAGCAGGACAAGCAGGAAGAAAAAGAGAAACAAUAUAGCAAGGAAGAAGAAAAAAAGAAGCAACAGGAGAAAAAGGAAGGAAAAGAGAAGCAACAGGUCAAGAAAGAAGGAAAAGAGAAGCAACAGGACAAGAAGGACGAAGAAGAGCAGCAAUUAAAAAAUAAAAACGGAAAAGAAAAACAGCUAAAAGAAGAAGAAAAGGAAACGCCAUUGAAGAAUGAAGAAAAGUUUAAAGAGCAAGUUAAAAUUGAAGCUAUGAAGGUUAAAAAGUGUGUCUCAUUUGCAAAACUAGAUCAUGUAAAUAAACAGAAUGUUGAGCAAUCAACAGAGAAGGAAGAAGUCUCAGAGGAAGAUAUUCUUCGCAUAGAGUUUAGUCAUUCUAAGAACAUUCCAGUCACAAGGUCGGAAAGGGAUUCAAUUGAAACACCAGCAGACAUUUACAGAAUAUACUCGAAGCCUAAAUCGAUUUUAAAAAGAUCUCCGAAUGAUAUACCACCUAUUCGGGAUCCUCCACCAGAUUAUAGCACAGAGGAAGAAGAAGAUGUGUAUGAACAUAUCGACAAGCCUUCUACAUAUGAAUCAGUUGUAAGAGAUAUUAAGGAAAGAGAUACAACGAUAACAGUAGAAAAUGUUCCAAAUACAGGAAAAGAAACUCGUCCGAUUAGCAAAUUCAAACGAGAUCGCCAGCUGAAGAGAUAAAGAAUAGUGUUCUCAAUGCAAUUAAAAUAAAUAAAGAACUGUUUGUAAUAAGA